CACAGGCCAUAUUGACCAAUCAAAUCACGCCUAGCCUCCCACCUGUCUUUUCAACACUUGAAGCUCCAACUCCCAAGGAUUUUAAACUUCCCACGCCAAGGCCACUCGACACCAACUGCGCGACCCCAAUCUCUCGGCACCAUAUCCCCGAACCCUCCGAACGCCUCUUCUGAUCCUCGAUGAGUAGCAGUGACGGCGGCGGCGGCGGCGUAGCUGUCCGCGGCGCGUCACUCCUCAUCCUCCUCCAGGUGACCUCCCGCGCCAUCACCUUUGUCGCAAACCAGGUUCUCCUACGGUAUCUCACAGCCUCCCUGCUCGGCGUGUCGGCUCAGCUGGAGGCCUACCAUCUCUCCGUACUCUUCUUCGCGCGCGAGAGCCUCCGCGUCGCCAUCCAGCGGCAGCAAGGCGCCGAUCCCACCGGCUCCGGCUCCGGCUCCGGCCCCGCGACCCAGGCCCUCGUCAACGCCGCGUACGUGCCCGUCCUCCUCGGCAGCAUCGCCGCACCCCUGCUUGGCUGGCUGUACCUGUCCUCCUCCUCCUCAUCCUCCUCGGCGACGACCCCGGGUCUAGCGUUGUCGACGUGCAUCUUCGCCCUCGCCGCCGUCGCCGAGCUGCUGACCGAGCCGGCCUUCGCGGUCGCGCAGCGCCGGCAGCGGUUUGCUGUGCGGGCCCGCGCUGAGGCUGCCGGCGCGUUUGCCCGCUGCGCCGUCACCCUGGCGGCGGCCGUGGUCGCGUCGCGGCGCGGUCUUGAUGUCGGGGUCCUGCCCUUCGCGCUGGGGCAGGCGGGGUACGCGGCCGCGCUGAUGGCCGUGUACGGCUGGUACGGUGCCGGGCUGGCUAGGGAGGAGGGGAAAGGGGAGGAGGGGUUCUCGCUGCUGCCGGCGAGGAUCGUCGGUGCUGCUGCUUCUGGGGAGGAGCUGAAGAGGCGAGACGGCAGUGGCGGCGGAGGCGGCGACUACGUGUUGUCGUAUUUCUACCGUCCGACGCUGCAGCUAGCGUCCAGCAUGAUGUUGCAGAGCCUUGUCAAGCACGUUCUGACCCAGGGCGACACCUUUCUUGUCAGCGUCCUCUCCACGCCCACGGCACAGGGCGUCUACGCGCUGGCCAACAACUACGGCGGCCUCGUCGCCCGUCUCGUGCUCCAGCCCAUCGAGGAGAGCAGCCGGACCUACUUCAGCCGGGUCCUCGCCAGCACCGCCGACAACACCUCCGACGAGACCCGUGUCGUCGUCGUCGUCGCCGCCGCCCCCGAGAGGAAAGCCGUGGUCCGCGCUCGGGCGGAUCUGCAGUCGCUCCUCCGGGUCUACCUCCUCCUGUCGCUCGUCGUCACGGCGCUGGGACCGGCCGCAGCGCCGCGCCUGCUGUCGCUCGUGGCGGGAUCCCACUGGGUCGGCUCGGGCGCCGGGUCGUGCCUCUCGACCUACGUCUGGUACAUCCCGCUCCUAGCGGUCAACGGCGUCAGCGAGGCCUUCGUCGCGUCCGUGGCCACCGAGGCCGAGGUCCACAGGCAGUCGGCGUGGAUGACGGCCUUCUCCCUCGUCUUCGCCGGCGCCGGAUUCGUCUCCCUGCGCGUCCUGGAUCUCGGCGCCGUCGGGCUCGUCUGGGCUAAUGGCAUCAACAUGACGUGCAGGAUCGUCUGGUGCGCUGCCUUCAUCGCCCGGUACUUUGGCAGGCUCGGGGAACCUUUCGAUAUCCAAGGGAUUCUACCAGGGCCGUGGGGGGUCUUGGCUAGCGUCGUCACAUCCCAGGUCAUCCGCACAGUCGUCGGGGCUGUCGGUCAAGAGCCAGUAGGCCCCAAGGAGACGCUGGUGAGCCUGGUUAAGAUCGCGGGCAUCGCAGUCCCAUACUUGGGGGUAUUAGCUCUCUCCGAACGCAAAUUCCUCCUCGACAGUUUCCAGACCAUCCGAGGCCACCGACGAGCCAAGUCGUGAACAAAGCGCCACGAUCUUCUUUCUACCCGUCAAUGAUGGCGGCUCCGUAUGUCAUAGCCACCUCAAUCAAACGUGAUCUUCGUGCCCUUCUUGCUCAUGUCGAUAUCCUUGUAGAAGGCACCAUAAGUGUCGUGGGCCUUCUUCCUCACCGUCGUGCCGAACUUGAGCAGCUCAUCCGGCACAUGCUGGUUUGCGGCCUUGAGGAUGUUGAUCA
This is a messenger RNA of Phialemonium atrogriseum, 2145 nucleotides long. Its product is annotated as oligosaccharide translocation protein RFT1, variant. Bases 180 to 1931 code for a protein of 583 amino acids. The record is from RefSeq and is a predicted model, not a curated record. NCBI's taxonomy places the organism in Eukaryota, Fungi, Ascomycota, Sordariomycetes, Cephalothecales, Cephalothecaceae. Gene Ontology annotation, biological process: glycolipid translocation; dolichol-linked oligosaccharide biosynthetic process. The transcript is spliced from 2 exons. Gene Ontology annotation, cellular component: endoplasmic reticulum membrane.